Molecule: messenger RNA, 3242 nt
Organism: Rhinichthys klamathensis goyatoka
Lineage: Eukaryota; Metazoa; Chordata; Actinopteri; Cypriniformes; Leuciscidae
Gene: cavin1b
Product: caveolae associated protein 1b
Exons: 2
Coding region: 327-1694 (455 amino acids)
Biological process (GO): transcription initiation at RNA polymerase I promoter; termination of RNA polymerase I transcription
Cellular component (GO): cytoplasm; caveola
Molecular function (GO): rRNA primary transcript binding
Source: RefSeq, a predicted model, not a curated record
GAGGGUUUCACAGCAAAGUGUGGCAUUCAUGACCCAGCGCUCAUGCAGUACAGACCGUCCACAGCUUACUUGCCAGCCUCUGCUGCUCUGGCCAGAUCCCAAACGCACAGAGAGAGAGAGAGAAAGUGAGUGAGUGAGAGAGAGAGAGAGAGAGAGAGAGAGAGAGGAGAGCAGAUGUGGUUAGUGUGACAGAGGAGGGAACAGUUAGGUGAACUCUAGAGGGGAAUCCUGAGAGCAGAAAGAAAGGCGAGUAAGGACACAGAACUUUCCACUGCUUUUAUCCUUUCACAUUCCAUUGAUUUUACUAGAUACUUAAGCUUUUAAACAUGGAAGUGAUUCAAGACAGCCAUCUGCACCUGGAGGUGCCUGAGCUGCACAAAUCCCUUACUGAGAUCUCAGAAGAUGAAAUGAACCUCCAAGCCUCUGAUGAAGAAGAUGAAGCCAACACUGAGAACAAAACAAAAGAUGCCAGUGAGAAAGAAGAGGCAGCUGAGGAAGGGAAAGGUGAGAUGAAUGGAGUCAUGGUCCUGGCGCUGCUGGACAAAAUCAUCGGAGCCGUGGACCAGAUCCAGCAGACGCAGGCCGGGCUGGAAGCCCGUCAAAAGGAGAUGGAGAGAUCAGUGAUGGGCAUCCAGGGGGAACUCACCAAACUGUCCAAGAACCACACCACCACGGCAAACACGGUCAAUAAGAUGCUGGAGAAGGUGCGUAAGGUGAGCGUGAACGUGAAGUCGGUGCGGGGGAACAUGGAGAAACAGGCCGGGCAGAUCAAACGCCUGGAGAGCAACGAGAACGAACUUCUGAAGAGAAGAAACUUCAAAGUCAUGAUCUACCAGGACGAGGUGAAAAUACCUUCAAAAGUCAAUGUGGCCAAGUCUAUGAGGUUUCCAGAGCCUGUGGAAGGAGAAGCUGAAGGUGAACUCAAAGCAGCCGCAGAGGAAGGAGGUGAGGACAGAGAGAAAGUCCAUCUGGACCUGUCCUCUGAUGAAGAGGAGGUGGAGAUCGAGGAGACCAUUGAGGAGUCUCGAGCAGAGCGCAUCAAACGGAGCAGCCUGCAACGUGUCCAGACCAUCAAAACCGCUUUCUCGAAGGGAAGUAUGGAAAAAACCAAGCAAAAGACCAAGGAUAACUUGGAGAAGACCAAACAGAAGACCAAAGCAAACCUGGAGAAAACUCGCAUUAAGACCAAAGAGAACUUUGAAAAAUCCAGGCAGAAGACCAAGGAGAACCUGGAGAAGACCAAACAGAAGACCAGAGAGAACCUGGAGAAAACACGUCACAACAUAGAGAAAAAGAUGGGCAAACUCACCAAUCGCAUGUCUGUGAACCCCGAACGCAAGGAGAAGAUGAUGACCUCGCAGAAGAAGGUGAUGAAGUCUUUCACUCCGGACCACAUCAUCUAUGCCCGCUCCAAAACGGCCGUCUACAAGGUUCCACCGUUCACCUUCCACGUGAAGAAGAUCCGUGAGGGAGAAUUGGAGAUCCAGGGAACCGAGAUGGUGGAAGUCGGCGGGGACAUAGAGGAGGUGGAGAAUGCAGUGAUGGAGGGAGGAGAAGAUGAGGAGAUGGAGAUGGAUGAUGGAGACAUGGUUGAGGAAGACGACGAGACAGAAGACAGCCCUGAGAUAAGGGCACUACUGGAGAGGGAAAACGAGCUGGUGUUGGUGGAAGACCAUGACAGAGACAGCGAUUAGUGUGUGUGUGUGUGUGUGUGUAUGUGUGUGUAUGUGUGUGUUCGGCGCUUACACAUUAGAACAUUUGAUGGGUGGGAAUGCAUCAAAUACGUUUUUAACCAUGUUAAUGAGCCGGCUCAGUUUGAUAUCAAGUGUCAAUGCAGCAAGUAUUUCAUUUCUGAAAGCACAACUCCCCUAGAUUGUAAUUGAUAAUAAAAAAAGAAAAGCUUUUGGUUGCUAGAGCAUCGGGCCAUUUCGCCAAACCUAGAUUUUUGUCCUCCCAGCCUUUGCGCCCAUUGAAGUGUUGCAGCGUUCUUUGACAUAGCGUAACCUCUAUUGUGUAGGCGCCCUGUGCAUGUGUGCUGUACUGCUGAUCCAGAUGUUGGAUGUUGCAGGAGAAUGUGAAAGUAUCCGUUUGCAUGUGUGUAUUUACGUCUUUUCUAGCAGCAAAAUGUUUCAAAUAUAAGGUGACUUCAUUCACCUGAUGUAUGUGCGACUGAAAGAUUUACUGUACUAGUCCAAGUAACUUAGUUCCUGGAGUUCACCUUGUUUGAUAAGGGUAUAUGGGCAGGGACUAGGCGUGCUGACCAAUAAGAUGAAAUACGGUUUCUGGAAACAUUUUUAUGCUAGUUGGAAAGAAUGAACUGACAUUUUUGACUAUAUGAAAUAGAUAGACUUGAUCAAAUGAACAACAGACUUCUCGGGCAGGUAGUUCUGUUGUAGUAGAAGAUUAUUUGGUCACACUUUAUAUUAGGUGGCCUUAACUACUAUGCACUAACAUUAAAUACCCACAUGACUAUAGAUUUACUGUAUAGCCAAAUGUUGUUUUGGAAAAUUCCCACAUUUCCUGCUAAUGACUUUGAGGUAUGGUUAGGUUUAGGAGUUAAGGCCACCUGAUAUAAAGUGUGACUGAUUAUUUUUCUUCUUGUUCUAGUCUCAGAGCUACAGACUGUUCUAUGCUUUUCAUAGAAGAAAAUUGGAAGAACAAACCAAGAUAAGAAAACCUGAAGUAUUGCUUCUAAGUGCUCAUUUUUACAUAUCUUUUUAUAUAGCUUAGAGUUUAAUGAAUAAUUUUACAUUUCCUUAAAACAGUCUGUCAUAGUCAAACUGUUACACUGUUUUUUUCUGUCCCAAUGUGACAAAUCACACAAAUGAUAAAUAGUUAAAAAAGAAGAUGAAACCAUUGAAACACCAAAAAAAAAAAGAAAAAGAAAAAAAAGAAAAAAAAAGACAUGAAUACACUUUUUAUCCUCAUAAUAUUUUGCAUUGGUUUGCUGUCAAAAUAUAUUGACUAAGAAGUAUAAUGAUCUAUAAAAUGAUCUUGGUUUCAGAAUGGGAUGUAAACUGCAAUACUGUUUGUGUAACAUUUGCAUGUCCCCUGGUAGACAUGUGUGGUAUUGUUAUAAUAGGUCAACGAGCGAUGAACCCUUCCUCAUUUGUAGACCUAAGAGCACAAACAUUUAAUCAUACCUAUAUGCAAAAAUAGGUAUGAACUGCAAAAAGCUAUAGCUAAUGUCAUCAGCACCUCCUGAUCUUGAAUUGAAUGCAUAUAAUUAUGAAUCACUGCUA